UUUCCCGUUUUGUUCAGUUUCCCAUAUAAACUCUCGACCACUUUUUCUUGAUCCCGAGAUGGUCGCUUACGAGAAAGUUGACUGUAUCUGAAUGUUUUCUAGAUUUCAAGUAUUCUGUUGCAAUCCUCUCCACUGUUGUUGUCGGUGGCAUCAUCGUCUAUCAGCUYGUCAUGGUGGGAGUUGGGCAAAUUGUUGGAUUAUUGUUGAACCUGCGAACCUUUGUUGUUGCGAACAAACUGGUUUACAUAAUCAGCUCAGGGCCAGAGGUGUAUCAACUCCUUGUYAAGUUUCUGAACAUAUUAAUAGUAUCGUUCUUGGUAUCAAUACUCGUAUCAGCCAUUUAUAUGUACUUCCAGAUGUAUCGUAUGCUUGUCAGCCACAGAAAUCACGUGAUCAAGCUCAUCAAGGGAGAUCGUCGUUUCCUUCCCAAUAGCCUCAGCGAUCCACAUAUCAUGGUGGGAAUGAGCCUCCGAUUUGCUGGCUACCAGGUUGCUUACUUCAUUUGGGGAUUUUUAUUGGUAGCAUUUGUCUUGCUGGUAACGACUCUUUUUAUUUCUGCCCUUGUACUUUUCCUUCCCUUGGUAUUUGAAGAUGACCUUGAAGAUGAGUUUGCUAAAGUUGCUCUUGCUUUUGUUCCUACUGUAGGAAUGGCUAUCCUAGUCUUCGUGGUUCAGCAAAUAUUGGCUCGCUUUGUAUUCAAAGACAGGUCAAUGGUCAGCAAAGUYGUUAAUGUUCACAACAGGUAAUGAUUCAUAAUAUCUUUGUCAAUAAAUUUGUUAUAAAGGAGGUAUCAGUCUGUUGUAUUUAUACAGGCGCCUUCGUAAUACUGAAAUAUUAUCUAAUGAAAGAGGAGUCUUUAAUAAAAUGGUUAGCCUCCGUGCGGACGAWCCAAAACUGUUUUUAUGUUCGUCUGCAAAUUAGCGACGGUGAUCGUCGGUGUUACGUGUACCAUGUAUUUUGAUCUUCUUGGCUGUUUAGUUUUGAGGUCGCUUGUUACUUUAAAUCUACCUUCACCUUUGACUGAAAUCUCCGACUAAUAGUUUUGACAAUACUUGGACAGUAGCGUUCCAUAAAACACAGUCAAUCACACCAAGCUAGAAAAACCGAGAAAGUCCGUACCUAUACUGAUACAGAUGUUGACAUAUGCACGACCUGGCGCGAAUUUACUGUAGCCAAUGAGCCCGCUCAUUAGAAUUCAAAAAUAAACAUCCAAUGAA
Messenger RNA from Exaiptasia diaphana, 1217 nucleotides. RefSeq names its product stimulated by retinoic acid gene 6 protein-like. The transcript is spliced from 7 exons. NCBI's taxonomy places the organism in Eukaryota, Metazoa, Cnidaria, Anthozoa, Actiniaria, Aiptasiidae. Bases 171 to 746 code for a protein of 191 amino acids. Gene Ontology annotation, cellular component: plasma membrane. Gene Ontology annotation, biological process: vitamin A import into cell. The record is from RefSeq and is a predicted model, not a curated record. Gene Ontology annotation, molecular function: retinol transmembrane transporter activity; signaling receptor activity.